UGCUGGCGGCGGGCGGUGGAACGCGGCGAGGCGGCUGCUGCCGGCCCCCCGAGCGCCGGGGCCGAUCGGAAGACGCUCGGGAUCGCGCCUCCCGCCGCAACCGGCAAACCCCCGCGGCGCGGCAGCUCCCCGCAGGCGCGGCGGCGGCACCGGUGUGGCAGGGGCGGCGGUAGCUACGCGGGCACCGCCGGGCGGCGCCUGGGUCUGGACGCGCCAGGAGCGGCUCGAGCCUCCGCCGAUUCACGAGCAGGUGUGAAUGAGCCCAGGCAUGAUGCUGCCACUGCUGAAGAAACAGCUGAUUUCCAUGUCGUCUGCAUGAACCCUGCUGUGAAAUGAACCAAGCAAGGACUUGUCGUAUGCUUCCUCCCCUCCCUUGCUGAGCACUCCGGAGCCAUUGUUCCAGGGUGGUUUAAUUGUGUCCUCCUCUUGCCAAGGCAAACAUCCCCGUCUCGGAGGAGGCAUCCCCCAAGCUCGUCAGCCGGCCCGACCGUGAACAUGGGCAAAGCUGACGAUGGUGAGCGUGCCCAAGGGACAUGGGUCCCCCUGGGGUCCCGUUUCCAGAAGCAGGACCUCUCAUGAUGCUGGUGUCUGGGAGUGAGCACCAUGCCCAUCACCCAGGACAAUGCCCUGCUGCACCUGCCCCUCCUGUACGAGUGGCUGCAGAACAGCCUGCGGGAGGGAGCCGACAGCCCCGAGCAGCGGCUCUGCCAGGCAGCCAUCCAGAAGCUGCAGGAGUACAUCCAGCUGAACUUGGCUGUGGAUGAGAGUCUAGCCCCACCCGAUCACAGUCCCCCAGAGAUGGAGAUCUGCACAGUGUACCUCACCAGGCAGCUGGAGGACACUGAAACUGUGGGGCUCAGUUUUGGGAACAUCCCUGUUUUCGGCGACUAUGGUGAUAAGCGCCGAGGGGGCAAGAAGAGGAAAACCCACCAGGGUCCAGUGCUGGACGUGGGCUGCAUCUGGGUGACGGAGCUGAGGAAGAACAGCCCAGCAGGCAAGAGUGGCAAAGUCCGGCUCCGCGAUGAGAUCCUCUCCCUGAACGGACAGCUGAUGGUCGGAGUUGACGUCAGUGGGGCCAGUUACCUGGCUGAACAGUGCUGGAAUGGCGGCUUCAUCUACCUGAUCAUGCUGCGGCGCUUCAAGCACAAAGCCCACCUGACUUACAAUGGCAACGGCGGCAAUAGCUCGGAACUGGGAGAGACACCUACCUUGGAGCUGGGUGACCAAACUUCCAAGAAGGGGAGAAGAACAAGAAAGUUUGGGGUCAUUUCCAGACCCCCUAUCAACAAGGCCCCUGAAGAACCCAAGAGCAGCAGCAGCUGUGAUGUGACCGAUGACCCCAAUUCUGAGUUGGAGAACAGCACAGACCCCGAACUCGGAAACGGCCAUGCCUUUGAGCUAGAGAGUGGCCCGCAUUCUCUCAAGGAUGCGGCUGGACCCCAUCUGGAGAGCUCAGAAGGGGACAGAGGGGCAGAACUCAAAAUUCCAAAUACAGAAGCUCCUCUGGACACCAGCAAUGACAAACGCCGUUCCUCAAAGACUGGCAAAACAGAUUUCCAGUCGAGUGACUGCCUGGCUCGGGAGGAAGUUGGCCGGAUAUGGAAGAUGGAGCUGCUCAAAGAAUCAGAUGGGCUGGGAAUUCAGGUUAGUGGAGGCCGAGGAUCAAAGCGCUCACCUCACGCCAUCGUUGUCACCCAAGUGAAGGAAGGAGGUGCCGCUCACAGGGAUGGCAGGCUGUCCUUAGGAGACGAGCUACUGGUGAUCAAUGGUCACUUACUGGUCGGGCUCUCCCACGAGGAAGCUGUGGCCAUUCUGCGCUCAGCCACUGGGAUGGUCCAGCUGGUGGUGGCCAGCAAGGAGAGCUCAGCGGAGGAUCUCCUGAGGCUAACAUCGAAGAGCCUGCCUGACCUGACUAGCUCAGUGGAGGAUGUGUCCUCCUGGACUGACAACGAAGACCAGGAGGCAGACGGGGAAGAUGAAGAGGGGACAGGCUCUGCUACUGUCCGGGGCACGAUGCCCGACUCAGAAGAAUCCCAGGAUGUAGGCAGCUCUGAGGAAUCCAAGGGGAGCUUGGAAAGUCCCAAACAAGGCAACAAUAAGAUGAAGCUUAAGAGCCGUCUCUCAGGAGGUGUCCACCGCCUAGAGUCUGUUGAAGAAUAUAAUGAACUGAUGGUACGCAAUGGGGACCCCCGGAUCAGGAUGCUGGAGGUCUCUCGGGAUGGCCGGAAGCACUCUCUUCCCCAGCUGCUGGAUUCUACUGGGACAUCACAGGAAUACCACAUCGUGAAGAAGUCCACCCGCUCUCUGAGUACCACCCACGUGGAAUCUCCGUGGAGGCUCAUUCGGCCAUCCGUUAUCUCCAUCAUUGGGCUGUACAAAGAGAAAGGCAAGGGCCUUGGCUUUAGCAUUGCUGGAGGCCGAGACUGCAUUCGAGGCCAGAUGGGGAUUUUUGUCAAGACCAUUUUCCCAAACGGAUCAGCCGCGGAGGAUGGCAGACUCAAAGAAGGAGAUGAAAUCCUAGAUGUCAAUGGAAUACCAAUAAAGGGCUUGACGUUUCAAGAGGCCAUUCACACCUUUAAGCAAAUCCGAAGUGGGUUGUUCGUCCUCACGGUGCGCACCAAGUUGCUCAGCCCCAGUCUCACCCCAUGCUCCACUCCCACACACAUGAGCAGAUCGAGCUCCCCAAGCUUCAGCAGCAGCGGGGGACCCCCAGCAGGAGGAGGUUCUGAAGAAGGUGGUUCUUCAUCCUUGGGGCGGAAGGCUCCUGGGCCCAAAGACAGGAUUGUCAUGGAGGUCACACUCAACAAAGAGCCGAGAGUUGGAUUGGGCAUUGGAGCCUGCUGCUUGGCCUUGGAAAACAGCCCCCCGGGCAUCUACAUCCACAGCCUUGCCCCUGGAUCUGUGGCCAAGAUGGAAAGCAACCUGAGUCGGGGUGACCAAAUCCUGGAGGUGAACUCCGUGAAUGUGCGCCAUGCAGCCUUAAGCAAAGUGCACGCCAUCUUGAGUAAAUGUCCACCAGGACCCGUUCGCCUGGUCAUUGGCCGACACCCUAAUCCAAAGGUUUCCGAGCAGGAAAUGGACGACGUAAUAGCGCGGAGUACUUACCAGGACAGCAAAGAAGCCAACUCCAUGCCUGGCUUAGGUACCCCCUUGAAGAGUCCAUCUCUUGCCAAAAAGGACUCACUCCUCUCUGAAGCCGAACUCUCGCAGUACUUUGUCCACGACGGGCAGGGCUCCUUGUCAGACUUCGUGGUGGCUGGCUCUGAGGACGAGGACCACCCUGGAAGUGGCUGUGGCACCUCAGAUGAUGGCAGCCUGCUUCUCGGACCCCCUGUUCACAAGGAGACAGGGAAAGCCAGGGCCAACAGCCUUGUGACACUUGGAAGCCAGAGGACCUCUGGGCUCUUACACAAGCAGGUAACCGUCGCCAGGCAAGCCAGUCUCCCUGGAAGCCCACAGGUCCUCAGGAACCCCCUCCUCCGCCAAAGAAGGAUACGCGGCUAUGACGGCAAUGACGCCAGCGACGAAGAAGACUUUGAUGGUGAAGGGGACUGCAUUUCACUGCCAGGAGUCCUUCCAGACCCCAGCAGGCCUCUGGUAGAUGACGACACUCCGCCCACCUUGACAACCUCUUCCAAAAGCAUUGAUACAAGUAAGCAAGAGGACCGACCCCAGAAACCACUGGUCAGCAAGGCCUGCUCCGUGCCUCUCCUUGGCAGUGUAUUGGACCUAGGGCAUAGCAUCCCUGAUGGAAUGGUGGGUACUCCUCCUAAGGCAUCCAGCCUGCCAGGCUCUGUAGAAACCACCAAGAGUGGGCCUGGAGGCUCUGGGAGAAAGGAACUCUCAGGGUCAAAAAGUUCACCAAAGCUGGAAUACAGAGUCCCCGUAGACACCCAGAGCUCAAGGAGCCCAGAAAAUGCCACCUCCCCACCACAGAAGAAUGGAAAUCUGGUGUCCAGACACAAGCCUGUGGCUAGGAUCAGCCCGCACUACAAGAGGUCUGAUCACCUUGAGGCCCUCAGUGGAACAGCCAACGGACCAUGUGGUCAAGACCUGAAAGUCCAGCCUCCAACCAGGAAAGAUGCAGUCACUGGCCAUCAGCCAAGUGGAACCGCAGAGAAGGAACUUCGGGGAAAUCCCACCCCGGGGGACAGAUAUGUCCCCACCAACUGUGGAGCAGCCAGUAACCCAUGCCACCCAAUCACUGGAUCCCCCACAGAGAGCCUGCAGGGCGGUGCACCAGAGUGCGAGCCACACCCUGAGACUGGACGGGAUGGUUCCUCAGUCCCCCCUCCCCCAGGGAAGAGAAGGGAAGCUCAUCCUGUCUCCAGCGAGACUUCCACCAUCACCGAGCAAGUUGGCCAGCCUUUGUCUCCCAGGACCACGGAGCCUGAGUCCCAGGACGUAUCUAAAGUGAAACCAGACAGCGAGCAGAAUACGUCUCCCAGAGAGAAGGCCUUGGCUCCUCCUGACUUCAGCAGGACUUGGGCUGCACCUGGGGACAGCUCUCCCAACACCAGGAGAGCAGCUGUCCCCAUGAGCACAGGAACAACACCAGCUACCGCCAUCCCCCAUCUCUCCCUUGUGUCCCAAGAAAGGAGUCGAGGUCCCAGCAAGGCCUUGGAAACAACGGGACUCUGCAUACCUAGAAGCUGGAAGGAUGGUCCUCAGCUCGAAGAUACAGCUUGUACGUCUGGGAAGACGUCACAUGCCAGCCCCUCUCUGCCACUGACUCCCUACAGGACCCUGUCAGGGAACAGAGAAAGCCCUGUGACAGACAACUCCAUCGGGGAAGCCUCUGAGGCAAGGUCACAGUUCUCCCAGAAAGCAGACUUUGGGGCUCACCUGGGCAUUUUUGAGGACCAGUCACAAGAAGGAGCUGGGGAUGGCAGUUCCCACCAUGCCCAGUCAGUCGGAAGUGACCACACAUCCUCCCCAAGGAAGACCGAGGGCACAGGCCCUCCCCCGCCCCCACAGUGGGUGUCCCGGCCUUCUGUCUUGGAUUCCAUCCAUCCCGACAAACAUUUUGCUGUGAACAAGAACUUUUUAAACAACUACUCCAGAAAUUUUAGCAGUUUCCAUGAAGACAGUAUCUCCAUCUCGGGCCCAGGAAACAGUACGGAGCCAUCACUCUCAUCCAUGUACGGCGAUGCUGAAGACUCCUCUUCCGACCCUGAGUCUCUUGCCGAAGUGUCACAAGCAGCCGCCAGGAACAGCUGGUUGCCUCCCCAUUCUCAUGGGUCCUCUCAUCAGGGAGGAACUAGUGAGUCUGAGGAUGAGCAGAUAGAAAUUUGCUCCGCAAGUGGCUGCCCCGAGAACCCGGGCACUGCCCAUCCCCCUGCCCGGGCUGCACUCUGUCGAAUUCUGCCACUCCAGGACAGCGCUCUGAGUGAGCCGGCGGCGGGGGGCGCCUGUGAAAGAGUCUGCUCCUUGCCAGGGACUUCACAAACCUCCAUCUCAAGCUCUUCCCAGCUGUUUUCCUUCCUGGAUGUCAGCUCUCAGGAGCAUGAGAUGCAGGCGGGCCUAAAUGCUUCACAGAGCCGCAGGCCCUCACGCACAGAAGAAAUCACGGCCACCACCGGCACGAGCUCAGUUGUGGGAGACAGCCAGCCUUCAGAAAUGGCCGGCCAUGGUCACAACCUGCCAUUUGCACUUAGGAACUCGAAUGUGGUGAAUGGCUUGGAAUGUGACCUGCUGGGUAAAGGAAGCCCAGAGGAAGAAGCUGAAGGAGCCACCGCUAGCGUGAUGCACGGUAUCUGCGCCCCGGGUGCCGAGGGCCCGAAGAAUGGAGAGACUGUUUCAGCAGACCUACACAUUGCCAAGAGUCACAACCCGGACGAUUUACUACAGAAACCAAAAACAAUCUCCAGGAGGCCCAUCAUGGCCUGGUUUAAGGAAAUAAAUAGAAAUAGCCAGGUUACACAUUCACAAAGCAAAUCUGAGACGGAACAGUCCUCAACACUGGCUACAAGUCCCGGCUCCAACGCCCAGAUAGUGAGCACCAACCACAGCAAGGGGGUGGCUGUGACUAAGAGUUUUCCUCCAGUGCAGAAGAGCGAGGAAAAUACAGACCUCCCUAAGAAAACUCCAGUGGAAACACAAAACUGUCAGAAACCCAAGUACGGCCCUAGGCUGAGGAGACUGAGUGGCAGAGGCAAAAGUGGUCCCGAGGCCCCCUUGGCCAGUUCUGUCAAGGCCAGCGGAACCGACCACAGGAAGACCUUGGUUUCACCCCAGGCCUCCCAUACAAUGCUUUCUAAGGCGGUGUCACACCGGCUCCACAUAGCUGACCAAGAGCCUAACAACGCUCCUGUGGACACCCCCAAGCCUCCCCAGUGCAUGCCUGAGGGCAAGCCACCCCUGGCUCCCUCGGGGCCACCAAGGACCUCGGCAUCAGACACGGGCAUCAGAACCUUCGCUUUACCCCUGACCUCCCCCAAGACUCUCCCUGAGCAAAGUACAAGCAGUCGGUUCCACAUGGCUGUCUGCUCGGAAUCUGACACAAGUUGUCUGGCCGUCUCCAGGUUCCCAGGGUGUGGAGUGGAGGGCAAGGUGUCCCAUGGUGACUCCGAGUCAGUGAGUCCCACAGCACCACGGAUCAGACAGAGCAGGCCGCUCACACCCAGCCGACUGGACUUGGUGGUGUCAGAAGCAGCCCAGCCCGGAGGGAUCAUUGAGAACGGAAGUGAAAAAAUCACUAGGGAUCCUGUAGAAGGGACAAACCAGGUGAAAAUAGUUGAUAUUUCUUCUGAAAGAAUGCCAAAGAAUGUGUGUGGUGACAAGCCACCUGAUGGUGACAGACAGGGAGGGCUCUUGACCCAGAGCGGCUGUAGGGAAAAGAGUGGCCUCAGUCUCCGGCAGUUGGCAGGGUCACCUCUCUCUCAGGCCUCCCAGGUGGAGCGGGAAACGUGCUGGCCCUUCGGCAUAGCCAAACCAGCCUCCUCCCUGCAGCUACCUGCUAAGACGUCAGAUUCCUCCCAAGGCAGACCAAGCCAGAUGCCAGCCUCCCUAGGGGUGCCCAAGAAUGGUAUACCCAUAGGCCCCGGGGGAGAGGAGCACCCCUACUUCACACCGAGGCCAGCCACCAGGACUUACUCCAUGCCAGCCCAGUUCUCAAGCCACUUUGGACGCAAAGGUCCUUCCCCACAUAGCCCAAGCGGCUCGCCUCAAGAUCCCCAGGUCCCUGUGAUGAGUACCGGUCUCUCUGAGACCAAGGCAGCCAAAGGCAUGACUAAUGGACAGGGUACGUACAGUGUGAAGCCUCUUCUGGAGACAUCAAAGAACCUGCCACCUAUGGAUGGAGGGGACGCCAGUGCAGUCCCUGAGGCGAGCUGCCUCGUCCCAGACAAGGUCAAAGCCACUAGGAGGCAUCACUACUAUGAGCAGAACUGGCCCCAUGAAUCUACCUCGUUUUUCUCUGUGAAGCAGAGGAUCAAGUCUUUUGAGAACCUGGCCAAUUCUGACCGGCCCGCAGCCAAGUCCACCACAUCCCCGUUCUUAUCCGUGAGCUCCAAGCCUCCCGUUAGCAGGCGGUCAUCUGGCAGCAUUACUUCAGGGAGCCUCAGCCACCCCAGCGACGUGACAGCAAGGUCACUGAGGCGAAGCCUGAGUUCCUGCAGUGAAAGCCAGAGUGAAGCCAGCGGCCUUCUUCCGCAGAUGACCAAGUCCCCGUCCAGCAUGACGCUGACUGUCUCCAGGCAGAAUCCACCAGAGACUAGCAGCAAGGGCCCCAGUUCAGACCCAAAGAAAUCACUCGUCCCUGUGGGAAUUCCCACUUCAACAGGGACCCCAGCCUCCUCACCCACAAAGAGAAACAAGUCCUCAGUACGCCACACCCAGCCUUCACCUGUCUCCCGAUCCAAGCUCCAGGAGCUGAGAGCCUUGAGCAUGCCAGACCUGGACAAGCUGUGCGGUGGCGAGGACUACUCCGCCAGCCCGGGUGCCGGGCUCUUCAGAACCCAGCUGGAAAUCAUCCCCAGAAGGUCCCUCGGUUCCCCCGCUACCUCUCCAGCUGGCUCCCCAGCUAGAGGUCAUCCAGGCCUCGACAGAGCAGCCUCCCUUGCAUGUCCUGUGAAUGGUAGGACCAGAGUCUUCCCAGGAGGAAGCACUCCAGUCAGUGACCACGCGGUACCCACUGGAGUCAGGGAAGGAAAUGAACCUGCUCGGGUCCUACCUUCUGGGAGAAGCUGGUCGAUAACUCUGGAUCAACUCCUUGCCUCAGCGGGGGACCAGCAGAAAUUGCAGGCUGUUUUAUCAUCAGUGGGCUCAAAAUCUACCAUUUUCACUCUCAUUCAGGAAGCGAAGGCACAAUCAGAGAACAAUGAAGACACUUGCUUCAUAGUCUUGAAUAAAAAAGAAGGCUCAGGUCUUGGAUUCAGUGUGGUAGGAGGGGCAGACGUGGAGCCAAAAUCAGUCAUGGUCCACAGGGUGUUUUCUCAGGGUGUGGCUUCUCAGGAAGGGACCCUGAGCCGAGGGGAUUUCCUUAUGUCCAUCAAUGGCACUUCCUUAGCUGGCUUAGCCCACAGUGAGGUUGCGAAGGUUCUACACCAGGCCCAGCUACACAAACACGCCCUCAUGAUCGUCAAGAAAGGGAAUGAGCAGCCUACGCCCUCUCUCAGGCAGGAGCCUCCCUCCUCGGGGAGAAAGGGUCCACUCCCCAGAAAGACCUUGCCACUGGAGCCAGGAGCUGGGAGAAAUGGAGCUGCUCACGAUGCUCUGUGUGUGGAAGUGCUGAAAACCUCAGCGGGGCUGGGGCUGAGUCUGGAUGGAGGGAAGUCAUCCAUGUCUGGAGAUGGGCCCCUGCUAAUUAAAAGGGUGUACAAAGGUGGCGCAGCGGAACAAGCCGGAACAAUAGAAGCUGGCGAUGAAAUCCUUGCUAUUAAUGGGAAGCCUUUGGUUGGGCUGGUGCACUUUGAUGCCUGGAAUAUUAUGAAGUCUGUUCCAGAAGGGCCUGUGCAGCUAGUGAUUAGAAAGCACAGGAAUCCGUAAGUCUUAGCCAGAAUCCCCUCCCCCAGACCCACUUCUUUUAGCAAACCAGAAUGACUUAAGGACGGAUGGGCUCUGGAAUCAAUACACAGCUGAUACAGAUAUCCACAACUGUACUUUACAUAAGCCUGGACCACCGAGGCUGGGGAGUGUCAUUUCGUUCAGUGCCUGCCCCUGCCGCCCCCCACACACAUUUGCAGUGGAUCAAGAGCUCAUCUGUUCUUCUAGAACACCUAGCUACACCUUUGCAUCCUUCUUGCCAACUCUCCCAGCAUCAGUCCUGGUGAGUGGGGACCAGAAGGGUAACAUAAAUGCCCCAGCUAAAAUGAUGUAUGUAUGUAGAUUUAUAUAAUUUUGUAAGUAAAUGACAUAGUGCUUUUAGGUACAUACAUGCAGUGGAAGGCAGAGCUAUGGGUCUAUGUAUGUUACCCUGAAAAAGAGACUUAAAAGAAAAUGAAUUUAUGACCUAAUUGUUAGGCAGAGCUCAGGAAUUAUGCAACAGUGAAAAAGAUGACGAUAUUAAAAAGUGCUAUUUUUUAAUGAACGUAAUGUAUGAUGUGGACUGGGAAGUUCUGAUCAUUUUCUGUUUCUGAGAGUGUAAGUCAUAAGGCUGUUACAGAGUGACAGUUCCGAUGAAUUGCAAUAAAUAGCUGAGAACUUCCCUGCUCGGGAGGAGGGAGUUCUAGCCUGAAAGCACCUUGCAUCUAGUUUUCAAAUUUGAGUGUAUGUUUGAAUUCAAGACUGGUCAACAUAAGAGCAGGCAAAAUAGUGUGUUUCUGUGCCCACACACACGCACACCACCUUAAAGGCAGUUGAGAGUUUAAUCCUUCAUCUUGCAAAUGUAGUCUGUGGUCCUAACGGAGUUUCUUCUGUGCAUCCUCUAUGGAGAUUUCCCUGUUGGUUUUGUUCCUUUCCUCCACCAGAUCUAGAGCAACACAGAGUCUGUGGUCCGGCUCUCUUCCCUGACAGCUCUGCAGUGGCUCAACUUUUUGCUAUUUUUGGUUUUUACCAUUUUGCGAAUUUUGCUCUUGCCAAAACUGGGGUCCCGCAGACCAUUCUGACUCAAGGUUUAUGAAACACCUCUGGCUGCCUUGAGCCUCUCCGGAGCCCUCCCUCCUUACAAAGCUGGCUUUCUGCCUCUGCACUGACCCGAUUUUCUGAAAUCCCAAAGCCUCACCAGCUUCACUUACCAAACAAGGAGAAAAAUGGGAAACCAGGGUGAGUCCCUCUCAAGGAAAAGGACUGUACAGUGCUUCCCAUCCGAUCCUCGGGAUGCCACCCAGGGCUGGGUCCUGAGGGUCUGGGUGGAAACAUGCAUUUGUCAACAAUCUCACAUGCAUGAUGCUACGAUUUUGUUUCUUUAACCACAGCUGGGUCUAGGGGGAAAAAAAAAUCACUGAGGUGCUGAGCUGUUGCCUUUGUACAUCGUGUUUUCCUGAGCCCUUCCCUGCUGGCCAUCUGUAGAGUACACCCAGAGGGUCCUCAGAUGGGCACAAAAUAACUGGCUCAUUUUCAGCAGGUUUCACAAAGAGUUAGCUAGAAAAGCCUGAUUUAGCAUCUACUUUUCAUUACAGUUACAAGUAGGAUACUAUAAGACGUCAGUGCAAGGUGCAUGCUAAGUUGUUAGUCUCUGGGGUCAGUUUCAGCUUUCUUACUUGAAUGAUAAUUUGAAGUCAGCACGAUAAACUUUUUUUUCUUUUUGCCUCCACUCCUUUACAGUCAUGCCUAUUAAUAAGUCAAGUCCAGUCCUUUGUGAUCAGAUAGGACUUUCUAGAGCGAUGGAAUGGUCUGAGUGUUCCCAGAGCUCCUAGCUUUAUUACGCAAGGAGGACCUCUGGCUUACCACACUAUACAUCACCAGGCAUCUGGCUGGCUAGCCUGUCUUCGACCCUGAGCUAGAAAGCUAUUUAUCUGUCUUCAGUGUUCAAGGCAUGACUAGUACUGCUAAUUAGUCUAAUAAAGCCCCACUCUUCCUGCGUGAACACUAAUGGUAUUGUUCUAAACCUGUUUUUUUUUAAAGUGGUCAGUCAUUCACAGUGAACUAUGAGGGUAAAAUGUGUCAAGACAUAAAUCGUAGUUGUAAGAAAAUACUAUGAUGGCUCAAGUAGGUGGGGUUUCAUUUCCGCCCUCCCUCACAUUGCAUUGUAUGGUUGACUUAAUUGGCACCACGCCUGUUGUACAUUAUACAUUAUUUAUGUAAAAUAAAAUGCCUUAUAUAUUAAAGAGUAAGUGCAAUAAUAUGAAAUGGCCUGUACAUUUAAAAAAUGUUGCCGCCAGUUAUGUAAAUCCACGUCUCUGUAAACAAUUUUUUAAGUAAUUUUCAAAAAAUAAACACUGCUUACUACUU
This is a messenger RNA of Chionomys nivalis (European snow vole), 11331 nucleotides long. RefSeq names its product PDZ domain containing 2 (gene Pdzd2). The transcript is spliced from 25 exons. The record is from RefSeq and is a predicted model, not a curated record. Bases 604 to 8988 code for a protein of 2794 amino acids. Gene Ontology annotation, molecular function: protein binding. Lineage: Eukaryota; Metazoa; Chordata; Mammalia; Rodentia; Cricetidae.